Molecule: messenger RNA, 939 nt
Organism: Pieris macdunnoughi
Lineage: Eukaryota; Metazoa; Arthropoda; Insecta; Lepidoptera; Pieridae
Source: the annotation of a GenBank genome assembly
AUGUGGAAGUAUUUGUUACUUAUUCUCACAUGGGACGCAGUGGAUUCAAGUGCAACGAGGCACGCAUUUUUUCGUAAAUUGGAUGAUGGAAGUGGUGGCGGCCAAGAAAAGGGUGGGCGGCGCGUAUAUGGGGGCUCGGUGGCAGCUCUAGCAGAAUUCCCAGCGGCGUGCGCGCUCCUAGACCGCUACUGGGGGCCGCGCUGCUCUGCAACUGUGCUUGCACCGCAUUGGGCGCUCACCGCCGCGCACUGUGUGACUCGCCGCCUCGCAUAUGUCAAGUACAAUACGCGCCGCCCCAACUCGCCAGAGGGAGACGUCACGCCCGUUCAAUAUCUCUACAGGCAUCCCAAGUAUGAAGUGCGUCAGACCGAUGAGGGUCAAGGGCUGGACGUCACGGUGCUGCAUAAUGACGUUGGUUUGGUGCGUACGCGAAAUGAGAUGCGGUUGAGUGCAGCUCUAGCUAUGGAUGUGCUCAGUGGUAUGAGUCUGUAUUCUCCGAGUGAGUUGUACAAUAAAGAGGUAACAGUGCUGGGAUUCGGGCGAUCGGAGCGGUCAGCACUAGGCGAGGAGCUCUUCUCCGUACAACUAACAGCGGCAUCAUGCGAGCGAAUAGGCUGGGAACCCUGCAUUUGCGGGCUAGCACCGAGAGCCGCCCGUGCUGUAUGUUCCGGAGAUUCGGGCGGGCCUGUUCUGUAUGAAGGCGUGCAGGUCGGAGUAACCUCUAUGGGACCAGUGGAGUGUUCGACGGCGCGGCCACCACCAGCUGGCGCAACUAGUGUCUUUACAUGGUUACAGCCGUCGGCGGCACUACUAAACGCCACGUUGACCGGUGCGGACGCUGCGUUACGAAUGAGUAUCAUCUCAAGAGCACCCCGUUCCCGAUCUACGUUCAUCCCACACAUGCUCCUACUAAUAUUUAUUGUCUUUGGUAUUGUGUAA